This is a messenger RNA of Lacerta agilis (Sand lizard), 755 nucleotides long. It is a transcript of the gene MRPL22, whose product is annotated as mitochondrial ribosomal protein L22. The coding region runs from base 58 to 690 and encodes 210 amino acids. The transcript is spliced from 7 exons. The record is from RefSeq and is a predicted model, not a curated record. NCBI's taxonomy places the organism in Eukaryota, Metazoa, Chordata, Lepidosauria, Squamata, Lacertidae. Gene Ontology annotation, molecular function: structural constituent of ribosome. Gene Ontology annotation, cellular component: mitochondrial large ribosomal subunit; ribosome. Gene Ontology annotation, biological process: ribosome assembly; translation.
GGGGGAAGCGCCUUUCUCUGCUGUCGUAAAAUCGGCAGACGGGUUGUGGCUGGGAAGAUGGCGGCGCCCGCAAUGCUCGGGGGGGCCGCUCGAUUGUGGAGCUUCUGCAACUCCGUCGGGUCCGGGAGGUUACUAGCACCUUGCAGUGCCCCUCUUCUGUCAAAUAUCCAUACAAGUGCAUCUCUUGGGGAGCUUGGAAGAUGGGAAAAGAAGAAUAGGAUGGUCUAUCCUCCACAGCAACCAGGAGAACCUCGAAGACCUGCAGAAAUAUACCACUGUCGAAGACACAUUAAAUACAGUAAGGACAAGAUGUGGUACCUGGCAAAACUGAUACGAGGCAUGUCCAUAGAUCAGGCACUAGCACAGUUGGAAUUCAAUGACAAAAAGGGAGCUAAAGUGAUAAAAGAGGUCCUUCUAGAAGCCCAAGAAAUGGCGGUGAGGAAGCAUAAUGUAGAAUUUAGAUCCAACUUACACAUUGCUGAAUCCUUCUCUGGAAAAGGGCACUACCUGAAAAGGAUCCGCUACCAUGGCAAAGGCUUUUUUGGCAUUAUGGACAAAGUCAAGUGCCACUACUUUGUGAAAUUAGUAGAAGGCCCACCUCCACCUCCAGAGAAGCCAAAGACUGCUUUUGAUCAUGCAAAGGAGUACGUGCAGCAGCUUCGUAGCCGAACCAUUACUAACACAUUGUAAUAUUCCCCACUGCGUUGCUCCCUUUUUUGUGAUAACCAUGUAAAUAAAGUACAUUUUAAAAAUCA